Molecule: messenger RNA, 1216 nt
Organism: Wasmannia auropunctata (little fire ant)
Lineage: Eukaryota; Metazoa; Arthropoda; Insecta; Hymenoptera; Formicidae
Gene: eca
Product: transmembrane emp24 domain-containing protein eca
Exons: 4
Coding region: 325-975 (216 amino acids)
Biological process (GO): intracellular protein transport; endoplasmic reticulum to Golgi vesicle-mediated transport; Golgi organization
Cellular component (GO): Golgi apparatus; endoplasmic reticulum; endoplasmic reticulum-Golgi intermediate compartment
Source: RefSeq, a predicted model, not a curated record
UGAGCUGGUAGUGCCGCACCACGAUGCCAUACGUGAUACGUGUAUCGAUGUGACGUCUAAUCAAGUCUACUUGACCAACAAGUUAAUUUGUUUUCAAGCGACGUUCUCAAGCAAGAAGCAAGGAGCCGUUCUUACUUUUCGAAGCCGAAGGUGACGUGUACCUAUUCCACGCGCGUCGUCUAGUUGCCGUCUGCUCCGGUUUCGUUGCCUCUCGUGUCUCGUCGUCAACCGCGGUCAGGGUUGUCAUCUCUGGCAUGCGUGCGAACGUUCCUUCGUGAUUUCAUAUACACAUCUUGUCGUUGGCAAUACAUUGUCACGUGAAAUAUGUUAAAAUACGGAAGUAUUUUUUUCGUCUUUCUAUGCACUCUUCAGUUUGGGACUAGUCUGUAUUUUCAUAUCGGUGAAACUGAGCGGAAAUGUUUCAUCGAAGAGAUCCCCGACGACACUACGGUUUUUGUCAAUUACAAAGUGGAGCUUUAUGACCCAAGAAGUGGAGGUUUCAUGCCAAGUAGCCCUGGCAUUGGUAUGCACGUCCAAGUGAAGGAUCCCGACGACAAACCUAUGGUUUCUCGAGUUUACAGCUCCGAAGGUCGAAUUUCCUUUACCUCGCACACUCCAGGAGAACAUGUAAUCUGCUUAUAUUCCAACAGCACUGCCUGGUUCAGCGGUACUCAAUUGAGAGUACAUCUAGAUAUUCAAGUAGGGGAACAUGCAAUCGAUUAUGCCAAUGUAGCACAGAAGGAAAAGUUAUCAGAGCUCCAACUUAGAAUACGUCAGCUCUUAGAUCAAGUUGGACAAAUAACCAAGGAGCAAAACUAUCAGAGGUAUCGAGAAGAGCGGUUUAGGCAAACGUCCGAAAGCACUCAUCGCCGUGUAUUCUGGUGGUCUCUGACUCAGACGGUAAUAGUUCUGAUUAUGGGUGCAUGGCAAAUGAAACAUCUUAAGAGUUUCUUCGAGGCAAAGAAAUUAGUUUAAGUAUUACGAUGAAAAAUGCGGUCUUGAGAUUUUAGCCGCGUAUCGCUGAUAUAUCUAAAUCUUUCACUCAUAGCGUUAGGCAAUUUUUCAUUAUAAUAUUAAUUCAGCAAUGUGCUUAUCAAAUCAACAUAUUUGUAUUAAAUUAUCGAUUAUUUUCUACAGUGAAUAAAUUACUUGUAAUUAUACAAUUGCUUCAUAUGUAGAAAGUUAUAAAAAUAAAGUAAAUGUCUUAAAUAAAGGA